AUGGCAACCGCAACUGCUACCUCAACGUCCGCCGUCAUUUCAACGUUAACUGCUAAUUUGAUAUUAUUUGGAGUAUUCGUUGGAUGUUUCUUGGUAUUAAGAAUUAAAUUUAAGAGGACGUACUCGCCAAAGUAUUCAUACGAUUUGGUUCCGGAAGAAAAAAAACCAGAUGCAUUACCUAGAGAUCCGUUGAGAUGGAUCUACAUAUUGUUGAUGAAACCCGAUUCGUUUAUUAUUCAGCAGGCAGGCCUUGAUGGGUACUUUUUUUUGAGGUACCUCUUUGUUUUCGGGCUUAUAUUUAUGUUUGGAAUCGCUAUGUUUGCGAUCUUAUUGCCAGUGAAUGCGACAAAUGGUGGAUCAAAAGCAAAGACUGGGUUUGACCAGUUGGCCAUAUCGAAUGUUUUGCACAAAAAUAGAUACUUUGCCCAUGUUUUUAUGGGAUGGAUAUUUUACGGAGCCGUCAUUUACAUGAUCCACAGAGAAUUGUUUUUCUAUAACUCGGUGCGUUGUGCUGCUUUAUCUUCACCAAAGUAUGCAAAAAAAUUGUCAUCAAGGACUAUUUUGAUCCAGUGUGUGCCUGAUACUAUGUUGGACGAAAGGCAAUUCAUGAAGAUAUUUAAUGGUGUCAAAAGAGUCUACGUUGCUAGAAAUGCAAGAAAGCUAGACUAUAAAGUUAGGUUAAGAGAGAAUGUGGUUUCCAGGCUCGAAAAGGCUGAAAAUAAGUUGUUGAAAUCUGCAGUCAAAGCCAAAAUAAAGGCUGAAAAGAAGGGAACUCCUUUUGAUCCAAAUGCCGAUAUCUAUAGUUACGUUCCGGCAGAGAAGAGACCUAGACAUAGAUCGGGUGGUCUCUUUUCAGAGAAAAUUGAUACUAUUAAUUACUGCAAAGAGGAAAUUCCAAAGUUAGAUAAGGAAGUUAAGCUGUUGCAGAAAAAAUAUAGAACAUACCACCCAAAAAAUUCUAUUUUCGUUGAAUUCGAGGAUCAAUAUACAGCACAGUUGGCGUUACAAUCGGUAACUCAUCAUAAUCCUUUAAGAAUGGGACCAGUAUUUACUGGUAUAGAACCAGCUGAUGUCUACUGGAAUAAUUUGAGGUUGUUCUGGUGGGAAAAGUUUUUAAGAAAAAUGUUUGCUUGCUCUGGUAUUGUUCUUCUAAUUGUUUUUUGGGCUGUUCCUGUUGCAUUCGUAGGUGUUAUUUCAAACAUUACUUACAUUACUAAAAUUUUACCAUGGCUUGAUUGGAUUAACAAUAUGCCAGAUAAAUUACUAGGUAUAAUUACCGGUUUGUUACCAACAGCAAUGUUAUCGCUCUUGAAUACAUUCUUGCCUAUUUUCAUCAGAUACAUGGCUAAGGUCGCAGGUUCCCCAACGGCUCAGCUGAUUGAAUUCUAUACACAAGACGCUUACUUUGGUUAUUUAAUGGUCAAUGCCUUCCUUAUUGUAGCUCUUUCAUCUUCUGCUACAUCGGUUGUUGAGAAGAUUAUCGAUGAUCCUACAUCGGCCAUGGAUAUUUUAGCUCAAAAUUUACCGUUAUCGUCUAAUUUCUUCAUCUCAUACAUUGCUUUGCAAGGUCUCACAGUUUCUUCAGGUGCAUUAUUACAAGUCGUUGGUCUUUUCUUGUACUAUAUUCUAGGAGCUUUACUUGAUGCAACCGUUAGAAAGAAAUGGAAUAGAUUUUCUGGAUUGGGUACAAUGGCAUGGGGUACAACCUUCCCAGUUUACACAAACUUAGCCUGCAUUGUAUUAGCCUACUCAAUCAUUGCUCCAAUGAUAUUGGCUUUCGCAUGCAUUGCGUUCUUCUUACUUUACAUUGCGUAUUGUUACAACCUAACUUACGUAUUUAUUGAAAGUGCUGAUUCUAGAGGAAUGCAUUACCCAAAAGCCUUGAUGCAAACAUUCGUUGGCAUUUAUAUUGGCCAAGUUUGUUUGUUAGGUAUUUUUGUUGUUGGUAAAGGUUGGGGACCAAUCGUUUUACAAGCCAUUUCUCUCGGAUUCACUAUCAUGACGCACAUUUAUUUGAAUGAUGCUUUCCAUCACCUUCUUCGAGUAGUUCCAAUUGACUGUAUGAAACCUUUGGACGGUGUUUCUCAUACCCCAUCGUUCCAAGGAAAAUCAGAUUACCAAGAAAAAAUGUUAGAAAGAAAGAAAGGUUCAAAGUCAGAUCGCUUAGAGAAAGAGAUUGCUCUUGAUAAGAAAGCUCAAGAGGAAGUUAAGAACGAUAUUUUGAAUACCGAUAUGGAACUUAACGAAAAUGAAACGAAACAAACCUUGGUACCUCUAUUAGCCGAUAGAGACUUCAAAACAACGCAAUCAUCUAAUGGUUUCGUCAGGUUUUUCAGACCAGAUGUUUUUCUCAACUACAGACAUGUGAAGUCUCUCUUACCAGCGACAUUUAAUGUUGAGCCCGAAGAAGGCGAUGACAGGCACGCGUAUGAUUCGCCUGUGAUUGCUGCACCUUUACCAUCUGUUUGGAUUCCAAGGGACCCAAUGGGAUUAUCUACAAGAGAAGUUGAAGAACAUUCCAAAUACAUCAACAUAAGUGAUGAAAAUUCAGGGUUUAAUGAAAAAGGAAAGAUUAUUUUCCUUGGUAAAGCUCCGAAUUAG
Debaryomyces fabryi is the source of this 2601-nucleotide messenger RNA. RefSeq lists its product as uncharacterized. Gene Ontology annotation, cellular component: plasma membrane. NCBI's taxonomy places the organism in Eukaryota, Fungi, Ascomycota, Pichiomycetes, Serinales, Debaryomycetaceae. The coding region runs from base 1 to 2601 and encodes 866 amino acids. The transcript has a single exon. Gene Ontology annotation, molecular function: calcium-activated cation channel activity. The record is from RefSeq and is a predicted model, not a curated record.